AUGCUGCCCAGAACGACGAGCAGACGGUUUUGCAUCUCCGCCAAAGGAACCCGUGAAGCCUGGUUAUUUAUUGAUUCAGUCUUUCCCAUCCAAAUAGCUAGAUGGGAGCAUUAUUUAGGUCUCGUUCGCGAAGAAAACCUUCUGGAGACUCUUCAUGCUAGGCUUGGAAAUGUUACAUCCCACAAAUUCAGUGUCGUCGCACUCGAGCCACAGCGGAAAGAUGGAGGCGUCUUUGUCAGGUUUUCAUAUUCUCCCAUUAACCCCGAGGAAGACAACGACAAGGCACUCGAACAAAUUGAAGCUGCGGUUAUGGAGGAAGCUGACAAACACUCUGGCUUGCCGUCCUUGCUGGGUUUUACGGGAGGGAGAGCUUGGGUGGUGAAAGGAACCCCGUGGAAGGAGGACAUGAAUCGCUUUGCCUCUCCCAUCCUAAAGAUCGCGUUUGAAGGAACAGAUGUGUCUGAACAAGCCCUUUACCAACUUUGCCGUCCGUAUGGCCGUAUUCGCGAUUUGACGCCUGCUGGCUCUGUUCCCGCUGGUGCCCUGCGUUUUACAACAAUUACCUUCCAACGCCUUCAAUCAGCUGCCAUAGCGCGGAACGUCAUCCAUGGUUUAAAUUACCCUUCCGGCUCUACGAGUCCGACCCGCUUGCGUGUAGCUUAUCAAAAGCCCAUUCAAGCACACGCCAUCCGCGACUGGAUGUCUAGCCAUCCGAAGAUCAUGUUACCACUUCUGGUAUUUUUGUUCGGAACGUUGACAUAUACGAUAUUCGAUCCAAUUCGCUCGUUCAUGAUAGAAGGGAAGAUGCUGGAAUGGUUCGAUUAUCGAAAAUUCAAGCUUUACCGGUGGCUUCAAGUUAGCACUUUUGGACGCUUUGUAGGCACUUUGGACUCCUCCACCGUGAAAGAAACUUCACCUGCGGCUGUGUGGCAAGAGCGAAAAGAAGCUGAGACUGGGAUGAAGGCGUAUCUCACGGAUACACCCACGACAGUUGCCUUUGUUCAUGGUCCUCAAGGCAGCGGAAAAUCCAGGAUGCUAGGCACAAUUGUCGAGGAGACUGGGAGAACAACACUCAUCAUUGAUUGCAAAGACCUACAAAGCGCCACGACCGAUUCGCAACUUAUUGGGGCGCUGGCGGCACAAACGGGUUAUUGGCCUGUUUUCACUUUCCUAAACUCAAUGAACAACUUGAUCGAUCUUGCGAGCAUCGGAUUGAUUGGACAAAAGACUGGCUUGAGCAACUCGCUCUCUGACCAACUGAAAGAGGUGUUAUCUGCAACCGAGACAGCAUUAAAAGGUGUCACGUCAUCCCAUCGAGCUGCCAUCCAACGCCAGAUCAAGAAUGACGAGAAAAGAGAAGUCUCUCGUAUUCAAGCAGAACGAAGAAGGAACCAGAUUCGCCAGGGCGUUUGGCACGAUGGAAGGUUGGAUUGCGUCGCAGGGAAUGGAAUCAUGAGUGAACUCGGUGUAGGUGAUGAAAGAUUUGAUGAAGCAGAUGCUGUGUCUUUCACAGCAAAGGAGCAUUCUGAAAACGAAGAGAAAACGGGCCAAUACCAACAGCAUUUUGAUACUGUGAAUGCACUGCCUGUUGUGGUGAUCAGGAAUUAUACCACCAAGAUAGGGUCGGAUCGAGAGGAAUUGCUGACUGUGCUCGCCCAGUGGGCUGCGUCAUUGGCUGAAAAGCAGAUUGCCCAUGUCAUCGUCACCAGCGACAACCGGGAGAACUCCAAGCGCCUUGCAAAAGCAUUACCUUCUAAACCCCUAUACACGAUCGCGUUGUCGGAUGCAGACGCUUCUGGUUCUCUAGCUUUCUUAAAGCAAAAGCUUGGAUACACAGGGAUGGAUAUUGCAUUUUCCGCCGAGCAGACAAAGUGCGUGAGACGUCUCGGUGGUCGGGCAAGUGAUCUUGAAAGUCUGAUUCACAAGAUGCGGAACGGACAAUCAGUUGAAGAAGCCGUUGAGGAGAUUAUUAACCAAGGGGUUAGUGAGCUGCGGAAAAAUGCAUUUGGGGAUGAUGUGGACGACGCGAAAGGUCUACUGUGGACAAGGGAACAAGCAUGGAAGGUCAUCCGGCUACUAUCUCAACAGCCAGAGGUGCCUUACUACGAUGUAUUGGUGGACUUUCCUUUCAAAGGAGACGAGACCGCUUUGAGAGGCAUGGAGCAUGCAGAGUUGAUUUCUAUUAGCACACAUGAAGGUCGACCCUCAACUAUCCGUCCUGGAAAACCUGUAUUUCGAUGGGUCUUCGAACGUCUAGUGAAUGAUCGUAUUUUCCAGACUACGCAAGAUAUUGCAUUCAAUGAAAAAAUGAUUAAUGCUGCAGAGAGUUCCAUCAAAACAUAUGAACAAGAACUGAUGGUGCUUGCCGAAGUCAUCUCUGUGGAGCCCCGGCACUGGUGGGGUUUCUUCUUUGGAAUGAAAAGUGCGAGUCGCGAAAGAGCGCGAUAUUUAGCGGAGAAAAUGCUCGCUGCAGGGGGGAAGCUAGAAAGACUGGAGAGAAAAAAUGUUGAACUGAAGAAACUGCUCGCCAAAGCCUGA
This is a messenger RNA of Laccaria bicolor S238N-H82, 2538 nucleotides long. RefSeq lists its product as uncharacterized. Lineage: Eukaryota; Fungi; Basidiomycota; Agaricomycetes; Agaricales; Hydnangiaceae. Bases 1 to 2538 code for a protein of 845 amino acids. The record is from RefSeq and is a predicted model, not a curated record. Gene Ontology annotation, cellular component: mitochondrial inner membrane. The transcript has 16 exons.